UUGUAUACUAAAUUUGGCCGCACUGCGUGUGAUAAUUAUUUCUCACAUGAGAUUGGUGCUAACGGGCGACGGUGAGAUAACAAUUAUGGCCCUUCUGGCAACUAGGUUUUGUGAUCACGAUCGAUAAUAUAGCGCUCCCGCUCGCUCCGAUCAGUCAGUAGAAAUUAAACUAGUGAAGCGAGCAGAUCGCACUGUGAAUAGUCCCGCAGAAAAGCAAUAAAGUCAAGUUUAAGUUGUUCAAAGUUGUUCAAGUGUAAUUCGUAUGUGCUGUAAUAAACCAACUUACCUGUUUAACCUGGAAGAGACUUUAUUACUUACCUGUGCUGCAGUGAUCCGAAGUACUUACCUGUGUGAAGUUCUCUGUUGACCUGAAAGGUAAAAUUACUUGCCCGAUUGUGUGAAUCCACUACUGGUACAUCUUACCAAGCGAUUUUCUGCUGCUGGCUGCUGCUUUUCGGUGUACCGUGAGCAUACCUGUGGAACGGCGAAUAGGGUAAUGUACCUAUUGCUGCUUGUGCCGUUCGGAGAAAUUCUGGUGGCAAAAGAAGAUAAUCACAACGUAGGGUAAGCGACAUCAUAAAUUGGUGCCGUGACCAGGAUUUUUCGUUACUCGGACCGUUUGUUCUUGACGUCGCCAUUUUGGACGCUGGUUUGAAAGCUAUACUCCAAGUUUUUGGAUCCCGAUUGCUGAUAAUUCAUUAUACAAGGCUCAAUUUAUUGGGCAUCAGGUAAAGAGCUGUCCAAUGCACUCCGCGGGUAUCACAGGUGCCCUUUAGAUGCUUUCUUUUUUCUUUGCAUGCUUUAACAAUACGAAUUGUUCCUGAUUCGGCCAUUGCUACUAUUCAUUGCGGAGCUUGGCUUGCUUCGAAGCGCCAUUUUGCUGUUGAACAAUUGGACCAUUGUUACCCGUGGCGUCCCAAGCUGCGGCGUGAAUCACUCCAGUUACACGUGGCCUGUUUUCUAUUGUUGCUGUGGUGUACCUGUUUGUUGGCCAUUCCAGUUACCAUCGGACGAUUUUGGGAGCUAUUUCUGCCUUUAUGGUUUUGUGCUCAUUCCUGCUUGAGUGUUGCGCGUGAUUCGGCAGUUUCGGAGGAUUUUGGCUCGGUUGGUGUUGCGGCAGGUUCCAGUUGGCUGUAUAUAAUACAAGGCAUUGCUUGCCUUGGAACAGUAUUCAACGUUCUGCUUCAUACAAUGGCGGAGGAGCAUUCCAGAAACCAGCUGCUUCACCGACGAGAAACUCUUCUGGCUGCUCUGGGUCGGGCAGAGGAUUUUGAUGCAGCAUACGAUGCACAUCGUGAUCAGGGUCAGGUAUCAUUGAGGCUGGAAUACCUGAACGGAGUAUGGAGCAACCUCGAGUCGGUACAGGCACAGCUUGAGGACAUCGAGAUUACCGAUGAAGGUAGGACAGAGCAUGCAGCUGUUCGAGCUGAAUUUGAACCACGUCUGUUUACAAUAAAGGCAAGUCUUAUGUCAAAACUUUCUCCUAUUCCUAAUGAUCGUAGCCCUGUACCCCCUCACGUUUCUUCCACUCUCUCUGGUAUCAAGUUGCCAACGAUUUCUUUGCCCGAAUUCGAUGGAGAUUAUAUGCAAUGGCUUGCAUUCCACGAUACAUUCUUGGCGCUUAUCCAUUCUAAUCCGGAUGUCCCGGAUAUUCAGAAAUUUCAUUAUCUGCGGGCGGCUAUCAAGGGCGAAGCUGCUCAAUUGAUUGAAUCCAUUGGAAUUAGUUCUGCCAACUACCUGCUAGCUUGGCAAACAUUGGAAAAUCGAUAUUCGAAUGAUUACCUUUUACGGAAACGUCAUCUUCAGGCACUCUUCGACAUCCCACGCAUGAAGAAGGAGUCCGCUGCCUCGUUACACGGGCUGGUUGAUGAGUUCGAGCGGCAUACAAAGAUUUUGCAUCAACUGGGAGAGCCUACCGAUACUUGGAGCAGCAUUCUGGAGCAUCUACUGUGUAUGCGCUUACACGACGACACGUUGAAGGCGUGGGAGGAUCAUGCGUCGACCGUAGCGAACCCGGACUACGCCUGCAUCAUUGAUUUCCUGCAACGAAGAACUCGGGUGCUGGAAUCAAUCUCCGUCAACCACCACUCAACAGAUUCAGCUUCAAGUUCUGGCAGUUCAUCUCAUACACUAAAAAGGAACCAUUUCCAUUCACAGUUUCGCCUUACUUCGUGUGCCUCUACUGCUGGUUCUGGGGAAAAGUGCAUUGCUUGUAGCCAAUCGCAUUCCUUAGUGAAAUGCCAGAAAUUUAUUCGUUUAUCAACAAAUGAACGUCAACAGUUUGUCAUUUCGAAACGCUUAUGCCACAACUGCUUGAAAAUUGGUCAUUUUGUUCGCAAUUGUCCCUCCAAAUUCAGCUGUCGUAAGUGCAACAGUCGUCAUCACACGCUUCUGCAUUUCGGUCAGCCAGACAGUUCUCCAAGAAGCAAUAGGGAAGGAAUUUCGUCUAGCGCAAGUGCUACCGCCUCUGGUACGCCAUCUAGUGGGCCUUCUACGAGUGAAUUGUCUACACAGUUAACUGUUGCCGCUACUGAAGAUACACCAGUGAUCGAAGUCAGUUCUACUCUUCAGUAUCCCCGAGAAGAUGUCUUUCUGCUUACCGUCGUCGUUAAGGUCGUUGACGCUUUCGGUGUUGAACAUCUAGCUCGUGCGCUUUUGGAUAGUGCGUCUCAGCCGAAUCUCAUCACGAAUCGUAUGACACAAAUUCUGCGUUUACGGAGACAGCAUGUGAACAUCACCGUUCAGGGAGCUGGUAAGCUGUCCAAACCAGUACGUGAAUCGGUUUUCGCUCAAGUAUUUUCAAGAAAGGGAGACUUCUCGUGUGGUGUGAAUUUCCUAGUGAUGGAAAAUGUUACGGCCAAUCUCCCUUCGCAAAAUAUCUCGACCGAGGGAUGGAAGAUACCGAAGGAACUGUUUCUAGCAGACCCCGCUUUCAACAAAAGUCAACCAAUCGAUAUGGUUCUGGGUGCUCGACACUUCUAUUCAUUCUUUCCCAGCGCUGCACGCAUUCAGCUUGACAGUAACCUUCCGCUUUUGGUUGACAGUGUCUUUGGCUGGAUCAUUGCGGGUUCUGCUAACUCGUAUUCCAACGAUCGGAUUACUACUUCAUCCACUUCGUGCGAUGCAGCCGUUGUUUCAAUGAUUUCACUGGAAGAUUGUCUGGAAAAGUUUUGGAAGACCGAAGAACUGGCAAACAACGAUAGUUAUUCAGUAGAAGAACGGCAUUGCGAGUCAUUGUAUCAGUCUACCGUAUCUAGGAACCCCGAAGGCCGGUAUGUAGUUCGCUACCCACGGAAACCCGAUUUCGAUGGAAUGUUAGGCGAAUCCCGAAGCAACGCUCAACGACGUUUCGAGUACCUGGAAAAGCGUUUGGAACGAAAUCCGCAUCUAAGAGACGAUUAUCAUCAGUUUAUGCGAGAGUAUCUCGCCCUCGGCCACAUGCGACUGGUCGUAAAGGACGACGAACGAAACUCUCAAGUCUACUAUUUACCUCACCAUCCCGUAAUUAAGGAAGAAAGUUCUACGACUAAGCUCAGAGUCGUGUUUGACGGAUCUGCGAAGACUUCUACCGGCUUCUCUCUCAACGAAGCUCUUUGCGUCGGCCCUGUGGUGCAGGAAGAUUUGCUGAACAUCAUCUUGCGGUUUCGAACUUUUCCUAUCGCUCUCGUCGGAGAUAUUGCUAAAAUGUACAGACAGGUACUGGUACAUUCGGACGACACUCCGCUGCAGCGUAUUUUGUGGCGAUUCUCAAAACAGUGUCCAGUACAGACUUACGAACUCCUGACUGUUACCUACGGCUUAGGACCAUCCUCGUUCCUAGCAACCCGGACUCUUCACCAGUUGGCAGAUGAUGAAGGUGACCAACAUUCUGUUGGAAGCCAGGCAUUAAGCAAAGGUUUCUACGUUGACGAUUUCAUCGGUGGAGCUGAAACUGUUGAAGAAGCUAUUCUUCUACGAUCAGAAUUGAAUGAUUUAUUGCAAAAGGGAGGAUUCGAAAUUCGGAAAUGGACAUCUAACCGGCUAGAAGUCCUGAAAGGUCUCAACGAUGACCAGAUUGGCACGCAAUCCACAUUGCACUUUAGACCCCACGAAACCAUCAAAGCGCUUGGAAUAAGUUGGGAGCCUGAAGCAGAUUGCCUUCGCUUUGAUUCGCAGAUUCGAACAAAUCCUGUUCCACCAACUAAAAGGUCUAUUCUUUCAGACAUCGCCAAGUUGUUUGAUCCUCUCGGACUCAUCGCACCCGUCAUUGUAAGGGCAAAGAUCUUAAUGCAAGAGCUAUGGUUGCUGUCCUGUGGUUGGGAUGAUCCAGUUCCUGAACCAAUAAAAUCAAAAUGGGAAAAUUACCACCGAGAAUUGACAAAAAUAAGCAAACAUCGGAUCGACAGAUUUGCACUACUUCCCGGUUCCGAUAUUCAAUUGCAUACGUUCGCAGAUGCUUCCUAA
Malaya genurostris is the source of this 4443-nucleotide messenger RNA. RefSeq lists its product as uncharacterized. The transcript has 2 exons. NCBI's taxonomy places the organism in Eukaryota, Metazoa, Arthropoda, Insecta, Diptera, Culicidae. The coding region runs from base 1192 to 4443 and encodes 1083 amino acids. Gene Ontology annotation, molecular function: zinc ion binding; nucleic acid binding. The record is from RefSeq and is a predicted model, not a curated record.